Molecule: messenger RNA, 882 nt
Organism: Plasmodium malariae
Lineage: Eukaryota; Apicomplexa; Aconoidasida; Haemosporida; Plasmodiidae
Product: PIR protein
Exons: 3
Coding region: 1-882 (293 amino acids)
Source: RefSeq, a predicted model, not a curated record
AUGACAACUGACACUACAGAAGAAAACGAGAAUACCGUGGCAUUAUAUGUUAAAUAUAAAAGUGAAUUUGAAAAUGUUAUCCUUGAUACUCAGAAUAAAGAGGGUACAGAAAAUCCUGGAAGGAGAUGUGCUAAAAUCGACCAAAAUUAUACUAAUUUUACUACACCAUGCCAAGAGGUUGGUAGAUAUUUAAUUGAAAUAAAACAAAGUUAUAAUUCUUAUAGCCCGCAACGUUGUAAAUACUUGAAUUACCGGAUAAAUUCAGAUGAAAAAUAUAAUAAGAAACCUGAAUGGUUUCAGGGAUAUAAUAAAUUUUCAUCCCAGUUAGGUAAUAUCUGUGUCCAAAAAUUCGAAAAAAUUGAAUCUAAUAUUUUAGAUAAACUUAAUGAAUUAUACAAUUAUUAUGAGAAUUUUAAUAAAUAUAAAGGUCAAGAAAAUGAUUCUGAUGGUACAAUUUGCAGUAAUAUUCAAAAAUGUUAUAACUUUUAUAACGAUAAUUACAAAGAAUGUCAAAAAAAAAAGAAUGACGCUUUUUGUGAGGAGUUAAUCAAUUUCAAGAAUGCAUAUGAUGAUAAAAUGAAUAAAUUCAAUCCAUGCAAAGGUUUACCACAAACAUUACCACCUAAAGAAAUAGAUUACUUAUUUGUUCCUAUUUUAACAACAGCUAUCAUAUUACUAAUGUCUUUCACUAUAUUUUUUUUAUAUAAGUUUACUCCACUGAAAUCUUCGAUAUAUAAUCAUUUAAGAAAAAAAAAAAUUAUUGAACUUAACAAAUUUCAAGAAGAAUCGAGAGAAUCCUUACAAAACCUUCAAGAAGAAGUAAAUAUAAAUUAUAAAGGAAGUUCUCAUAAUAUAUCCUAUCAACCUCAAGGAGACACUUGA